Acaulospora morrowiae is the source of this 1008-nucleotide messenger RNA. The record is from the annotation of a GenBank genome assembly. NCBI's taxonomy places the organism in Eukaryota, Fungi, Glomeromycota, Glomeromycetes, Diversisporales, Acaulosporaceae.
AUGGAAUUAAUUCAUCCACGAGAAUACUAUACAAAUUACAGCAAAAAAAUCUACUUUACGUACCUCCCGCGUCAAACUCAGUUUCAGCAGGGAUUAUUGGGCUUACAACCUUCAAAAAUUGCCGGAGUAUUUCAUCUACGCUAUUCUCAGGAUCGUCCUUUGAAAGCAAAGCGGAUUGUAUUGUACUUCAAGGGCAAAACUUUUGUAAGAUUCGACGAAGGAAAUGAGCAACAUAAGUUAAAACAACAGUUUCUGAAUAUGUCAAAAACAAUAUGGACUUCGCAAAGCGAAGGAAAUUUUGAAGAUAUCACCUCAUUGGAUAUACCAUUCGAAUUUGACAUCCCUAACACCUCUCCAUCAACGGUUAUUUCAAUGGAAAAAACAGGCAUUGGUUUAAUUACGUAUACACUCCAAGCAAAAAUUUUCAGAGUUUCUCAUUUACUACUUUUACAACACGUGAAAGCAGUGAAAUGUCGUUUAGAUAUUAACAGAUGGGCAACACUUCCUUCACCUGAUUAUUAUCCGGCUCCAUUUUCCUAUGGACUCCCGAAAUUUCAAUGCCAACUGCUGCUAGAUCAAUCUGUCUUCGGGAUUGGAAACGUAAUUCCUCUGCCUAUAAAAUUCAUCCUAUUUGACAUGAGAGUAUGCGUGAAGAAGAUUACGGUCAGAAUAAAAGAAUAUCAUCUAUUGAAAUUGACCUUGGAAUUAGAUAACCCUAAAAGUAAAAUUAUUAAAGUAUCUUUAUUUGAGACUAUAGUGGGAGGAGAUAAAGUUCUUCCUGUUAUUGGUAGUAAUAAUGAGUUCAUGGUAACUAUCAAGUGUGAUUUAAGAGAAUCUUUCAGGAAGAUACAGUGUGAUUGCGAGACUCCAUUGAUUGAUAUUUGGCAUAUGUUAAAAAUUAAAGUAAAUAUGGAAAACGCUGGCGUCGGACAUUUAUAUAUGGAGAAGGAAAUGAAGAUUUACAAUAUUUUACAGAAUGACCUAUUGGUAGGGGCAUCCGAUGACUGA